Molecule: messenger RNA, 6834 nt
Organism: Sinocyclocheilus anshuiensis
Lineage: Eukaryota; Metazoa; Chordata; Actinopteri; Cypriniformes; Cyprinidae
Product: dedicator of cytokinesis protein 3-like
Exons: 57
Coding region: 30-6335 (2101 amino acids)
Biological process (GO): small GTPase-mediated signal transduction
Cellular component (GO): cytoplasm; plasma membrane
Molecular function (GO): small GTPase binding; guanyl-nucleotide exchange factor activity
Source: RefSeq, a predicted model, not a curated record
UCUAAUAUCUUGGUUAUUUUACCGGGAUCAUGUGGACACCGACCGAGGACGAGAAAAUCGGAGUGGUGGUCUGUAGUUUCCGCGGAUCAGUGUCACAUGGUCUAACUCUAGAGCUUGGAGAAACGGUUCAUAUCCUGGAAAAGUGUGAAGGAUGGUACCGAGGAUUUUCCACCAAGAAACCCACAAUCAAGGGGAUCUUCCCAGCUGGCUACAUCCACUUGAAGAAGGCUGUCGUCACGAACAGGGGGCAAUAUGAGACUGUGGUCCCGCUGGAGGACCCCAUCAUUACAGAGGUCACCUCUACGCUGCAGGAGUGGUCCGUCCUGUGGAAGCAGCUGUAUGUGAAGCAUAAAGUCGACCUCUUUUACAAACUCCGUCACGUGAUGAGUGAGUUGAUUGAUCUGAGGCGACAACUGCUUUCAGGCCACCUGACCCAGGAUCAAGUCCGUGAAGUCAAACGCCACAUCACUGUACGACUGGACUGGGGCAAUGAACACUUAGGCUUAGAUCUGGUACCCAGGAAAGAGUUUGAAAUGGUCGAUGCGGACCAGAUCAGCGUUUCUGAUCUCUAUAAAAUGCACCUAUCCAGCAGACACAGCGUCCAGCAAAGCACAUCCCAGGAUGGCGGAAGACAAAGACACGGGGAUUCGUGUCGAAUGCCUGUGCCGCACCAUCUCUUUGUCAACCUAAAGAGCUUCACAUACAACACCAUCGGCGAGGACACAGACAUCUUCUUCUCUUUGUAUGACCUGAGAGAAGGCAAGCAAAUCAGUGAGAAGUUUAUGGUGAAACUCAACAAAAAUGGUGGCCCAAAAAACCCAGAGAAGGUCGAUCGUCUCUGCGCCCUCUUUACGGACUUAAGCAACAAGGACAUGAAGCGAGAUCUGUACAUUGUGUCCCAGGUCAUCAGGACGGGGCGGAUGUUGUUAAACGACUCGAAGAAAGGCCCCCCUCAGGUCCAGUACCGCCGGCCGUACGGAUGCGCAGUGCUGGCCAUGAGCGAUGUCCUUCAGACCAUCUCUGAACUCAAAGAGGAGAAAGACUUCGUGCUCAAAGUUUACACGUGUAAUAAUGAAAAUGAGUGGUACCAAAUUCAUGAGAACAUUAUCCGCAAGUCCAGCACCAAAUACACCGCCCCCAGCACUAACUACGGUCUAAUCAUCUCACUGCAGCUGUUGAGGGGCGACAUGGAGAAGGUGCGCAGGGAAAACCCCAUCAUAUUCAACCGCGGCGUGGCCAUCACACGCAAACUGGGCUUCCCUGAUGUGAUCAUGCCAGGCGACAUACGCAACGACCUCUACCUCACGCUGGAGAGAGGAGACUUUGAGAGAGGAGGCAAGAGCGUUCAGAAGAACAUCGAGGUCACCAUGUAUGUGCUCUACGCUGACGGCGAGAUCCUCAAAGAGUGCAUUAGUCUGGGCUCAGGAGAGCACAACAUCAGCGAGUACCGCUCUUUCGUCCUCUACCACAACAACAGUCCGCGCUGGAGUGAGGUCAUCAAACUGCCCAUCCCCAUCGAGCGCUUCCGUGGCUCCCAUCUGCGCUUUGAGUUCAGACACUGCUCAACAAAGGACAAAGGAGAAAAGAAGCUUUUUGGCUUUGCUUUCACUCCACUCAUGAGGGAAGACGGUACCACACUGUCAGACGAGAGCCAUGAGCUUUACAUCUACAAGUGUGAUGAAAACACCACCUUCAGUAACCACGCGCUGUACCUGGGGCUUCCCUGCUGUAAAGACGACUUUAACGGCUGCCCGAACAUCCCGUCCAGCCUCAUCUUCCAGCGCAGCACUAAGGAAACCCUCUGGAUAGCCACUCAGCUCUCUUCCACCAAACUGACUCAGAAUGUCGAUCUGCUAGCUUUGUUGAAGUGGAAAGCACAUCCAGACCGUGUAAUGGACAUUUUAGGGCGAUUGCGGCACGUCUGUGGGGAAGAAAUAGUCAAAUUUCUUCAAGACAUCCUCGACACGCUGUUCUCCAUUCUGGAUGACAACACAGACAAAUAUGGACCCCUGGUGUUUCAGUCACUGGUGUUCAUCAUCAAUCUGCUCCGGGACAGUAAAUUUUAUCACUUCCGGCCUGUGAUGGAUACCUACAUCCAGAAGCAUUUUGCUGGAGCAGUGGCUUAUAAAGAGUUGAUUCGCUGUCUGAAGUGGUAUAUGGACCGAUCAGCAGAAGUUGUUAGACAGGACCACAUCCAGGAAGCCAUGAGGGCUCUAGAGUACCUGUUUAAAUUCAUCAUCCAGUCACGGAUCCUCUACUCCCGGGCCACCUGUGGGAUGGAGGAGGACCAAUUUCGGGCCAGCAUCCAGGAGCUUUUCCAAUCCAUCCGUUUCGUGCUCAGUCUGGACAGCCGCAGCUCUGAGACACUCAUUUUUACCCAGGGUACCCAGCCAACUACAGGACAAGCCACUACCAACCAGGGCAACUGCUUGCAGCCGUUGAGCUGUAAUUCCCCACGGCCCUCUCAGCUGUGUGCUGCCCUACUCAACUCUUUCCCAGCAAUUUUUGACGAGCUCCUCCAGAUGUUCACAGUACAGGAAGUGGCAGAGUUUGUGAGAGGAACUCUGGGUAGCAUGCCUAGUACGGUCCACAUCGGUCAGUCCAUGGAUGUGGUUAAGCUGCAGUCCAUUGCUCGGACAGUGGAUAGCAGGCUUUUCUCCUUCCCAGAAUCAAGGAGAAUUCUCCUUCCUGUUGUUCUCCAUCACAUUCAUCUGCAUCUGCGGCAACAGAAGGAGCUUCUGAUCUGCUCGGGAAUCCUGAGCAGCAUUUUCUCCAUUAUUAAAAGCAGCUCACUGGAGAGCUCUGUGCAGGAGGAGGUAGAGAUGAUGGUGGAGAGUUUGUUGGAUGUGUUGUUACAGACGCUGUUGGCCAUCAUGAGUAAAUCUCAGUCUCAGGAGGCGGUAAGAGGGCAGCGCUGUCCACAGUGCACGGCUGAGAUCACUGGGGAGUAUGUGUCCUGCUUGUUGUCCCUCCUGCGUCAGAUGUCAGACAUUCAUUUUCAACACCUACUGGACAACUUCCAAAGCAAAGAGGAGCUGAAGGAGUUCUUGCUGAAGAUUUUCUGUGUAUUCAGAAACCUGAUGAAGCUCAGUAUAUUCCCACGUGACUGGAACGUCAUGCGACUGCUGACCAGCAAUAUCAUUGUGAGCACAACUCAGUAUCUGUCGCCUGCUCUUCAUAAAAGCUUUACAGAUGCUGACUUUGAUUUUAAGGUGUGGAAUUCGUACUUCAGUCUGGCAGUGUUGUUUAUCAACCAGCCCAGUCUACAGCUGGAGACUCUGACACCAGCCAAGCGGAAGAAGGUCUUUGACAAGUAUGGUGAUAUGAGGGUCAUGAUGGCUUAUGAGCUGUUUAGCAUGUGGCAGAAUUUGGAUUCGUUCUGUCAUACGCUUGUACCACAAAAUGAAGUCCGAAACAUAAUGAUCCCCAUCUUCCACGAUAUGAUGGACUGGGAACAGAGAAAGAACGGCAACUUCAAACAGGUCGAGGCAGAACUGAUAGACAAACUGGACAGUCUGGUGUCUGAAGGCAAAGGAGACGAGAAUUACAGAGAACUCUUCAGUUUGCUAACUCAACUGUUUGGGCCGUACCCCAGUCUGCUGGAGAAGAUCGAGCAGGAGACCUGGAGGGAGACGGGCGUCUCUUUCGUCACAUCUGUCACGCGCCUCAUGGAGAGACUGCUGGACUACAGAGAUUGCAUGAAAGGUGAUGAGACAGAAAACAAGAAGAUCGGUUGCACUGUUAACCUGCUGAAUUUCUACAAGUCGGAGAUUAAUAAGGAGGAGAUGUACAUCAGAUACAUCCACAAGCUGUGCGACAUGCACCUGCAGGCCGAAAACUAUACAGAGGCGGCGUUUACCCUCCUGCUGUACUGGGAGCUGCUCCACUGGGAGGAAAGGCCCCUCCGGGAGUUCCUGCACUAUCCUGCGCAGAGCGAAUGGCAUCGCAAAGAGGGUCUCUGUCGUAAGGUCAUCCACUACUUCAACAAGGGAAAGUGUUGGGAGUACGGCAUCCCGCCGUGCCGUGAACUAGCCUUCCAGUACGAGUCCCUGUACGAUUAUCAGAGUCUCAGCUGGAUACGGAAAAUGGAGGCAGCAUAUUAUGACAACAUCAUGGAGCAGCAGCGACUAGAGCCGGAGUUCUUCAGGGUGGGAUUUUAUGGCCGGAAGUUUCCCUUCUUCCUCAGGAAUAAGGAGUUUGUCUGUCGAGGGCUUGACUACGAGAGACUCGAAGCCUUUCAGCAAAGAAUGCUGGGAGAAUUUCCACAAGCUAUCGCCAUGCAGCACCCAAAUCAACCAGAUGAGGGGAUUUUACAGGGUGAUGCCCAGUACCUCCAGAUCUACGCUGUGACUCCAGUUUCAGAAAACAUUGAUGUGCUGCAGAUGGACCGCGUGCCGGACCGCAUCAAGAGCUUCUACAGAGUCAAUAAUGUCCGGCGCUUCCGUUACGACCGGCCCUUCCACAAGGGCCCGAAAGACAAGGACAAUGAAUUUAAGAGUCUCUGGAUCGAGCGGACAACACUCAUCCUUACCCACCCUCUGCCUGGCAUCUCCCGCUGGUUUGAGGUGGAUAAGCGUGAGCUGGUUGAAGUUAGUCCACUGGAGAAUGCCAUAUAUGUGGUGGAGAACAAGAACCAGGAGCUGCGCACCCUGAUCAGUCAGUACCAGCACAAGCAGCUUCACGGAAACAUCAACCUGCUCAGCAUGUGCCUCAACGGGGUGAUCGACGCCGCCGUCAACGGAGGAAUCGCUAGAUACCAGGAAGCGUUCUUCGAUAAAGAGUACAUUAGCAGUCACCCGGAGGAUACGGAGAAGAUCACCCAACUCAAGGAUCUGAUGCAGGAACAGGUUCAUGUCCUCGGAGUGGGUCUGGCCGUCCACGAGAAACUGGUGCAUCCGGAAAUGCGUCCCCUGCACAAGAAGCUGAUCGAUCAGUUCCAGAUGAUGAGGAGCAGCCUCUGUCAUACUUCAAGCUUGUAUAACUACUUCAAACUUUGUGGUCAGGGUUCUCAAGCCAGCAUCAAGUGUGUUCCCCAUUCUCCACUUCUCCUGCUUUUCUUUUCUACCCCUAUAUUCCCUAUCCCUCUCCUCCCCUGUCUCUCUCUCUCUCUCUCUCUGUCUAUCUCUAGCCCUCUGAAUGUGUUGGGCUCUGUCCGCCACUCCUCCUCUUCUCUCUCCUCUCACACCUCCAGUGAGACGGGAAACCUGCUCAUCCUGAUGGACAGUAUGAUGGAGCACCCGGAGGACCUCUACCGCAUGCAGCCCAGUCCAUCAUCGUCCAGUUUGAGCUCGACACAUUCAGCUCCGUCUCAGAUGAUCAACUCAGGGCAUGGCAGCAUCAGAGUUGGGUCCCCAUCACUACCUGACAGAUACAGACACACCAGAGAGAUGUUAAUGCUCCUACCGCCGCACAGGGACCGUCCCAGCAGUGCCAUGUACCCCAACAUGACCGAGAACGGACAGCCUACUAACCAUCAGAGGGCUCUUUACCAUCAGGUUAUUGGUCCCUGCAAACCCUGCAGUGACCCCAAUAUCUCUGUGGCUGAUAAAGUGUUGACAGCUCCCAGCAGCUGGAGUUUGGACAGUGGCACCAGGGACACUCUGCCGUUCCUCUCUGCUCAUGUCGGGAGUGUGAUGGCGCCACCAGUUCCCCCCCGCACCCUCCCUCCCGGACACUUCUCGAUGCACUUUGAUGCUUUCCACCACCAGAUCAACGAACUCCCUCCAGCUCUCCCCACGCGCUCUUUAAGAAAGUCACCCCUGCACCCUAUACCUGCCUCACCCACCAGUCCACAAUCGGGCCUGGAUGGCAGUAACUCCACCUUGUCUGGCAGCGCCAGCAGUGGCGUCUCCUCCUUGAGCGAGAGCAACUUCGCCCAGUCCUCCUCUGAGCCUCCAGCUCGAGCUGACACCUUGGACUCGAUGCCAAACAGCCAGGCCUGGACCACGGACACGGAGGAAGCCGAGAGUCCCUACCUCCCUGUACACUACAGCAUCUCCGAGCCUGAAGUUCUGGACCCUCUCAAGCCCACUCCUUGCCGUAGUCACUCAGCCCCACUGGGCGUAACCCCAGGGAUGCCCACUGACGGACACCAUCAUCACCUCCAUCUCCACCAUCACCACCCACAUGCAAUACACAUCACCCACCCACACUACCACCACCAUGAGCCUGCACCUGCUCUGCCUCCCAAACCUUACCUGAGGGAAGGGUGUAUCCCUGAAGAGGACCUGAGGCCGGUUCCAAGGCCAAUGCCCCGCAAGAUCUCCCAGCCUCUGCUAACGAACAAGGAGGAGCAGGCCAAGGUGGCCUGGGAACACGGCAUCAGUAAAGAGUAGGUUCAGCUUGGACUGUUGGCUUUGGUGUCAUAGGUGGUUGGGUUUUGGGAAAGUCCCAAGAAAUGACUGGGUUUGAACCUCUACUCUACAUCUCAUGUAUCCAGUAUAGGUCUUUGAAACCUUUCAAGAAGUGCUUGAUAUGUUGCUGAGCUUCUACAUGCUUGUGAGACUUUUUGUUUUGUGCUUAGCGGUUGUUGAUUGGGAGUUGCCCAGGAACCUUGAGUUCAAACUGCUUGUAGAGCCCAAGCUACUUCCCCUCAUUAGUAUCAGUAUAUUGAUUGGAUAAUGCAGAUAUGGUAAGAAUCCCGAAAGUUGUAAAGGUACAAAAACAGAAUUUCAGAUGAAACAGGAAGCACAAAAUCAGAUUAAGGUGGUUUUCAGGUGUACCAGAUCCAAGCGUUUCAUGUCUUCAAAGAUAGAUACACCUCUUGUCAAGGUCUACAACUUGUUAACACUUCAUAUCAUCGUUACAAUAGUUUUGAUUGACAUCAUACACCUU